ACCUCGUGACGAGAACAAAAACUGGUCGAGACGCAGUCGAAGGUAGCGCGCAAUUCUAUUUUUUCUUAUGUCAACAUCGUGAAAAAGUUAUGGCUGUGUUUUUAGACGAAAUUCUUCUUCAUAUAUUUGGAUAUCUCGAUGGACCAACUCUGACGAAGUGUUCGUGGGUUUGUAAACAGUGGAGGAGCAUCGCUAAGACUCCGUCCCUUUGGCGAAGACUUGUAUUAUUGAGGUGGCCAUCGCAGAAGUUUUUGUACGAGAAAGUGUCUUUAUCCUGCGUCAACUGGAUGAAUACUUAUCAAGAGUUGUCCCAAAGGGGGAACUAUACAGCCGAUUAUAUGAAAUAUUUCAUCUGUUGUUGUGUUAGUGGUGACGAGUUGACCGAGAUUGAAUUGCGUGAAAGUAUGUUCUUGCACAUGGCGGGAACCAUGAUGAAGUGGGAAGUUCCGGAUGUUUUUGAGCAGGAAGACGAGUUUAACACGUCAGGUUUCAAUAAGAACUUCGAAUUAUUCUUUGACACUCACGAUCUAAAGUGGACUUUCAUCGACAAGCGGCGAGGAUACAACGAUGACUGGUUUAGUGGCAAAAUGAAAGCUUCGACAAAACCUGCACGCUACAUUCGACCGUAUCAAGUUAUUCCGAGUUGCAUGGUUAUGUUUCGUUGGCUUUGUCUUUUUCGUGCUUAUGCAACGGAGGAAACUGGGUUAACUUUUUAUCGCAUAUGGCGAUACCGUCUGAAGCACAGAGAAACGGGGAUUCAUUUCGAAGUUUUCGAUUGGAAAGCUGCAAUGUCGUGUACUUUGUCCAACGGCAGUCCAACAUCGGCAGCUUUCAGAGAAGAUGCGCUUGAACUUCUCACACUACUUACCCACCCUCAUUUUCUGAUGCACCCUAUGGGGGUGAGUACGUUUAAGGAAUUGUACCUGUCCCCUCCUAAACUUCUUGGUAGUAGAUGUAACUCUGCAACAUCCUCAUUGUCUAGCUGUGGGUUAUCUAGCCCAAGAUCGCCAUUGAGAAGCAUCAGUAAUCAAUUUUCUUUUGAUAGAAAGGAGACCAAGUCUAGACGUAUGAUCGCCAGUAGCACCACUGACAGUGAUGAUGAAUCGGAGGGAGGCUUUGACACUGGUUAUGUCAGUAACUGUGAAUACUUCAUCAGCAGCAAUCACUGGGAUAUUGAGGAACAGCACAAAAUUCAAGCAGAAGUGGCUGGGAUGUGGACAGUUGUAAAUAACAAUGAUGUCCCCCAUUUGUUUGUAAACUAUGAUAUAAACAAUACUAUGUGGGUGUUUCAUGACUGUAUGCCUACCUUUCCUGAGCUCUGGAUUCAGGGGGGUGUUGCAUUUGAUGCUAAUUACGACUCACUGCGUGGCCAUGGAUUUGGAUUUGAACCCAUUCCAAGCUGUCUUGCCUUAUAUCGCCUGGUUUGCCUUAUGAAUAUAAAUGCUCGGGUUUAUGUCAAUAUGGAGGACACAUCAAUCUGGGCACUUCACUUAAUCCACAACACCACUAGAGCAGUGCUGCAUCUCAAAGAUCUCAAUGGUUGGUUUGAUGUGACAGUCUCCUUAACAGAAGAUAUGCAAAAUCAGCUGAGGGAAGCCUCUGACAGAAACACAGAGUUAGAAACAGUGCAGUGGUGUGAGGUCUCUACACCUGUACCAGCUCCUGAUAACAUCAGUGAGUAUGUUGCCAGUGAUGAAGAGAGUGAUGAUGACCAGGAUGCUGAAGAAGUGGAAGAUUUCUACUGUGUGACACCAACACAUUCUGAGGAGGAGAGGAGCAGCGUCAGCUCGGCAAGUAGUGAGGUUGAUUCCGAUGACCUUGAAGAUCAGCUUUGGUUUUCAGGAAUGCAUUCACAGUUUAUGGGAGAGGAAGAAGACGAAGAAGCCAAUUUUUGGAAAAGGGACACUGGGAUGCAAGAUUGUGAGUUUGCUGAAAGUACAAGUACCUUUUGGCAGUCACUUGAUGUACCUGUCUACCAAACCUUUUCAAGCAGCUCUGAUGUAGAAAAUCAAGAGGUUGCUUGGAGAAUAGCCCUAACUACUGAAAACUGCGACAGUUUCCAGAAUGCAGGGCCUCUAGAGGGUGCAAAUGGGAUUGGCUAUCCCUCCUCUGACAGCAGCAAGAAUAGUCAACAGCCAAACAGCCAUCAUUCAGACAGUGAAGGAAGUGAAGUGCCCAGUAGUGAGUCAAUGGCUGCUAGCACCCUUAAACAAUUUAAACAUGAUGUGACAGUACUGCUGAACUUGUUAAUGGAUGAGAAAUUUGCUCAUCCAUAUGGAACGAUAGCUGGAGCUGUAGCAUAGUUAAAUUUGAUAAACCUGCACAUUCUUUUCAUGAUCACAUGUGCAAAUGCAAUAUUCCUCAGUUAAGAAUAAAAAGUGCAAAUGUACAUUGAAUUGGUUGGUUUUUAUGAAACUGGUGAAUAUUGCAGCUUUUUUCAUUUGUUUCCUGUCACUUUCAUACUUUCGUUUAUUGUUUUGUUUUUGUAUUUUUUUGUUUUAGUAUAUUAAGGUUUUGAUGCUUUUUUAAAAUGAUCCACAAGUGUACAUUUUGUAGACAGAUAUUAGGAGAGAAUAUCAAUGCUCAUAUGUAUUUUAGGAAUUAACUAGCAGUCACUUAAAAAAAAAAAUUUCGGGAAUAAUAAUUGUACAUUUGUCGAUUUUUACCCUAUUCUUAUGCAUGGUGUCAUGAUUCUUUCAAUUUUUGAAAAAUUAAAAACAGAUGGUUGAUAUAACUUUUUAAUAUGCAACAAGAGCGAGACUUAAGAGAAAACUUGAAACUCGCUACAGGGGCUUUAAACUUACUCUGUAGCUUGUGUAUAAAUGUCCAAUAUAUGUCGUACGUACCCAGUAUGGAUAGACGGUUUUUUUUUUUUUACAUAUGUGUUGUCACUACUUAUAAUCAUUUUGACUAUAUUCUGUUCAUGGUAUCAUUCUUUGAUGAUUAUUGCAAAUCUCCUUUCACUUCACCUUUUUUACUAUUUUUUUUUUUUCUUUUUUGCUAGGAGUUUGUUUUGUAAAAGCAACAGAAGUAACAACGUAAACAAUAACUUUGAAAAUACUUGCCUUGCAUAAUUAUUCAGCAUCUGGCAUAAUAUUUUUCAGGCAUGGUUGAAAUCAGUCAGUAAAUGUAACUAAACAAAUCUUUUGACCACAGAAUUUUCCUAUUAUGAGAUCCGGUUGGAAGUGUCGCACAGAAAAUCGUUAAGGUAAAUCAGUAGCCUGCGCGAGAGACGCGAGAGGACGCGCGAAGGGAACGCGCGAGAGGAGCGGGAAAUGCUUGCCCUAAUCCCGUCAAAUUUCCCCCCUCUCCUCACCCACGCAGGCUAUUGGAUGAACAAAAUUACGUCAUUUAAUUGUCUUGAAAUUGUUGUGAUUAGCUUCAACGGUAGAAUAAAAAGGCUUCUUAUCAUG
Messenger RNA from Stylophora pistillata, 3413 nucleotides. RefSeq lists its product as uncharacterized. Gene Ontology annotation, molecular function: protein binding. NCBI's taxonomy places the organism in Eukaryota, Metazoa, Cnidaria, Anthozoa, Scleractinia, Pocilloporidae. The record is from RefSeq and is a predicted model, not a curated record.